CGAAACUGACAUCCGGGAUAUUUUCAAGAUGUCUGCCUCCAGGUGCGGGGAUUGCCACUUCUGACUGUCUUUUUCUUUGACGCGAGGAUUGAAACACAACUGACAGCUCCAUCCUGUCCUGAUAAUUCUACUGUUACAAGAACGAGUGUAGUAUGAGCAUUUGGAAAAGAAUCCCGCAUGGUGUGCUGCUGCACAUAUUUUCCUACCUCCCUGGUCUAGAUAUCAUACAAGCUGGGCUAGUCUGUAAAGACUGGUAUAAAAUCUCGCAGGAUGAAUUCUUAUGGAGAGAGAUUGUAUGUUGUAAAUGGAAUGUCAAAGGGAGUCCCUCACUACCAGAGGGCAUCCCCUCCUGGAAGGAUGAGUAUCGCCGGCUGUUCUAUCAUGUUCCUGACAUUUUGAGUGAAGAGCUCACCCAACACACUGAUGAGGUGCUCUAUGUCUCUUUUGCUCACUGCGGAAAAUUUUUUGCCACCUCUUCAAAAGACGGGCACGUUAAGGUUUGGAGUGCUGAAUACCCCAUCUCUUUGAAAUAUAACAUCAAUGUGCGCGACACAACCAUGAAAUUUCCGCAGUUCUCCAAGUUCAACCAUGAUGACAGCUUAAUACUCGCUGUCGGGCCACAGUCCAAUGAAUUUGAUGGGAUUAUUGUGGUCUAUAAUAUAAAAGCAGCCGGUGAUCAUUUACAAGUACCCCAGUUGGUGUGGUUCUAUCCCAACUCUCCAUUUGACAUGUAUGGCGACUUCUAUCUGUCUCCAUACUUGGACCAGGAGUUUAUGUUAACUGGGGAGCUUGGGUGGUCAGCCAAUAACUCCUCACAGGUCUUUGUGGCCAAGGUGAAUAAAGAUGAAAAGUUUGACUUUGAAAUGUCGGACUGGCAGCAGAGGAGAGUGAUGUUCUGCUACAGUGAAGGUUUUGCCUCCAGGUAUCUGAUGUUUGCCGAUUGUCAUGAAGAUGAAGCUGCCUCAAAGAAAUCCAAACAAGAAACAGAAAGUUCCCUAGAUGCAUCGUGCAACAUGGCUGUAUCUCGUGAUCACCAUAGUAACAGGAAACAGAGGCUGGGACCGGAAGUAGACUUUAAGGAUAUUCAUAUACAUUUACACACAGGAGAUGAGCAGCUGCAAGCUGUUGGGGGCAAUUCCUUUUAUCUGAGUCACUUUGAAAACAAUGCAGGUCAUGCGGACCUAGAUCCAACUCAGAUUGACUCACAUUCAGGACACAGUGACCCAAAUUCAGGGCAACGUGACCUUCAUUCAGGACAGGUUGACCUUGUUUCGGUUGAUAAUAGGCAGGAAUUGGCAAAAGAGGGUGCUGAUUUAGGAGAGGAUAACAGAAAUUACCUAUUUCAUUUAUAUUUUCAAGAAGAGCAUGGAAAUAAAGAUGCAUCCCAAAUUGAUGAAUCCACAUCUCAACUUAACAGAGAGGUGAGCAAUCCUUCUGGUGGCAGCGGAUGGGAAAGGGAUGUGGUCCAGACAGUGCCACCAUCUUGUGGUGAUGUUCAUGACACAGAUUGGGGAAAUUACAUGCCAGCGUGUACAGAAGGCCCAUCUGAUCCAUCAGUAUCGGAGGUCAGUCAUGAUGCCCAAACAGACUCAUCUAUUAAUCAGUAUGGCCUUGCAGGGUCACAGUUAGACCAGAGGCAGGCUGUGGAAAAAGAUGUUAAAAUUAACGGAGAAGACAUAAGGCAGCAUUUGGGUUCAGAACAGGAUUUUCUUGGCUGUUUGGAACGUGAGGACUCGGAUGACAGCUCCAUAGAUGAACUGACACAAGAUGAGCUGGCCAGGCUGUACUGGCAGCGGAGAGACGCCAUGAAAAGUAAUCAAAAAUAUCUGAUCUUCACAGCUGGGACGCAGGGGUUUGUGCCGCAUCAAAUUGGUAUAAAGAAAAUAGACGUUGGAGUCGAGACGGGAUUGUACUUGGACGGGGAGCUAAUUCACUUCUUGGAGGAAGAUUCCUCUCCUGAUUACAUGUUCCAAAUGAAGGGACAGAUUAUAGGACUUUGUUUAUCUCCAGACCAAAGAUUUCUUUAUGUGAACAUCCGUUCCUGGCGAUCAGACAGCCACCUGGUGAGGGAUGACACUUGGAUACCCCCAAUAAAAGAAGAGAUAGACAUGCAUGUAAUUGACCUUGUCAAGAUGAAGGACAUUGGGGUUCUCUACAAAGGUCAUCGGGGGUUUACGCCAAGUGAAGACUGCUUUUACAUAUUUUUGGAUGUUUGUGAUAAAUAUGUAGCUAGUGGAUCAGAGGACAAACAUGCAUACCUAUGGGACAGAAACUACUAUUGUAAAUUGGCCAAACUCCCUCACGACAACGUGGUGAACUGCGUUGCCUUCAAUCCUGUGGACAGAGAGAUGCUGGUGACUGUUAGUGACGAUUUUAAGGUCAGAGUCUGGAGGUCAGGUAUCAGGGAAAGAGAGCUGAAAGGUGACCCCUGGCCUAGAAAAGAGACUGCAGUUUAGAUGUUUUACAGUUGGUAAUAAGUCCAAGGUCAAGGACAGAAAAAAAGGUCUGCGUGACCCAAAAAAGACUAAAUUCUUUGCUACAUAGCCUAUUAAACAUGCCUAUUAAACAUACAAAGAAUCAGCUUUGUUUUACUGGAUAAUAAUUUUGUUUAUUAUAUUAAGCCACUUAGUUUUGAGAGUUGUAGUCCGAAAAGGGCAAUUUUGAAAAACAAAAAAUAAAAUCCCAUAAAUUAUAACAAGUUAAUCAGUUAUAUGGCAUUGCUACAAAAUUUAGUUGUCAUAUGUAUUGAGUAAUUUACAAUAUGAAGAAGUAUGGGCUAAAACAUCCCCAUAAU
Molecule: messenger RNA, 2794 nt
Organism: Lingula anatina
Lineage: Eukaryota; Metazoa; Brachiopoda; Lingulata; Lingulida; Lingulidae
Product: F-box/WD repeat-containing protein 5
Biological process (GO): protein ubiquitination
Cellular component (GO): SCF ubiquitin ligase complex; Cul4-RING E3 ubiquitin ligase complex
Molecular function (GO): protein binding
Source: RefSeq, a predicted model, not a curated record